This is a messenger RNA of Histoplasma mississippiense, 669 nucleotides long. RefSeq lists its product with no specific name. The transcript is spliced from 2 exons. The record is from RefSeq and is a predicted model, not a curated record. The coding region runs from base 1 to 669 and encodes 222 amino acids. NCBI's taxonomy places the organism in Eukaryota, Fungi, Ascomycota, Eurotiomycetes, Onygenales, Ajellomycetaceae.
AUGCCAGUCACCACCGCCUUCACCAAACUCAUCGUCAAACUUUCUACUUUCCCCCACCUCAAGGCUUCCCAGAACAUCAUGGCAACCAGUAUCCGUCGCGUCCUUAUCUCACAUCAUGUUGUAGCUAUUGAAAUCCUACGUCCUGGUUUCAAAAAUGCUAUCACGGCUGCCGGCAACGUCGCCAAGGCUGCCAUCCAAGCACAACCUGGGACCGUCCAAGCACAGAGUGUCUUAGUACUGCCAGGGCACUCAAUCUAUGGCCGCAUUGAGGAGGCUUUGGUGGAGCACCGUAUACCGAAAACUCUUACUGACUCUAUACUCGUAAACUUUCUUUCACCGAACACUGCGAACACCCUCAAGCCAGGUAAAGAUCAAAUAUUUUGCUAUCGGAGGGGUUCCUUCGCCUUCAGAGAAUUUCCCAUCACGGUCCUAAUACCUUUGGUCGGUUCCGCUACCAUCGCCAUCGCGCCGAUGGGACCUGACAAGCCUGAUGGGACUUCCGUGCCCAAUGGGAAACCCGUCCCGAUCGUUUGGAACCCAGGAUACUAUAUAGUCGCAUAUGGCCCUUUCGAUAUUCAGGUUGGCGAUGAAGGCGGAAUCACGCUUAUAGUGAUCGGUUAUCAGAGGAGCGGCGAUGGGAAAGAAUCCGCGUGUAACCCUAAUCCAUGA